CUUUCCAUUAUGCAAACAAAAAACGAAACUGAAUCUGAACCCCGGAAACUUCAGAUCUCACCGCAAAGCUCUUUCGCCGCUGCGGCUGCCGGCCAGUCUUCAGAAAAACACAGCCAUUCCCGCAAAAUUUUCCCUCUUGGACGAUGAAAUACCAUCACUAACGCCAAAUUUCAAUUUCAUAGAAUUAUCUUCUCAUUCUAUUUCUUUCUUGUCCGAACGACUCUCAAUCUCGAGAUCUCUGCUUAUAACGCCCUGAACGGAGGUUUUCUUCCACGUUCAAAAUUUUACUGUCUUUGCUGAUUGCCAAUCAGAUUACUUCAAGUUAUGGCCCAUGGAAAUAAAAACGUCGUCUUUUCCAGUAAGCAUUGUUAGCUUUGGUGUCCACAGGGGAAAAUCCAUAUCCACGGAAGGCAUUGCUUUUGUUUAGACUACCUAUGCUUGGUUGGCAGAAUGAAUUCAGAAUCUGCUGAUUCAUCAUCUCUGCAUCGUGAGGGAGCCUCUGGUAAUGACGCAUCUGUUCCAGAAGUCUCUGGGCAAUAUAAUCCUGAAGAUGGUUCACCUUCUAAACCUACUCCUAGUAUAUCAUCUUGGGCCAAAAAUCUUAAACUUCCACAUCCAAUGACACCAGAGUCAGAGGACUCACAGACAGGAAAUGCUGGGACGUUAUCCUUUGCUCGCCUCACUAGUGGUUUAGGAUUGCGUUUCCCUGCAAAAGGAUCUGGGAAAAAUGAGGGACCUGAAGGCACAUCAGUAACUGCUGAAUCAGGUGUUUUCGAAUCAUUUACUAAAGGUUUAGUUGACUCCUCUCUGAGUGCAGUAAAAGCAGUCCAGGUUAAGGCACGCCAUCUUGUCUCCCAAAAUAAAAGAAGAUAUCAGGAAGGAGGAUUUGAUCUAGAUAUGACUUACAUAACUGAGAAUAUAAUUGCUAUGGGGUUUCCUGCUGGGGAUAUGAGUUCUGGGUUCUUUGGAUAUGUUGAGGGUUUCUACCGUAAUCACAUGGAAGAAGUUAUCAAGUUUUUUGAAGCUCAUCAUAAGGGAAAGUACAAAGUAUACAAUCUUUGUUCGGAGAGGUUGUACAAUGCUUCACUGUUUGGAGGAAAGGUUGCAUCUUUUCCGUUUGAUGACCAUAAUUGCCCUCCCAUUGAACUCAUAACUCUGUUUUGUCAAAGUGCUUACACGUGGUUGAAGGAGGACAUUCAGAAUGUUGUAGUGGUUCAUUGUAAAGCUGGUAUGGCUAGGACUGGAUUAAUGAUUUGUAGCCUCCUCCUGUUCCUGAAGUUCUUCCCAACAGCUGAUGAAUGCAUUGAUUAUUACAACCAGAAACGAUGCCUAGAUGGAAAGGGUCUAGUUCUUCCAAGCCAAAUUAGGUAUGUAAAGUACUUUGAGCGCCUUCUAACAUACUUCAAUGGUGAAAAUCAACCCGGACGUCGGUGUAUGCUUAGGGGAUUCCGGCUCCACAACUGCCCAUACUGGAUUAGGCCUUCCAUCACUAUUUCUGAUCAUAGUGGAAUUUUAUUCUCAACAAGGAAACAUCCAAAAACUAAGGAUCUAAUGGUUUCACUUGUGCAGCCAGAAGAUUUUUGGAUCCGUGCACCUAAAAAAGGGAUUGUAGUUUUCGCUCUACCAAGGGAACCUGGUCUGACAGAGUUGAAGGGGGAUUUUAAGAUCCAUUUUCAUGACCGCCAAGGAGAUUUCUACUGUUGGUUGAAUACAACAAUGACGGAAAAUAGAAUUACUUUGAACGGUUCAGAUCUUGACGGGUUUGAGAAGAGGAAAUUGCCUUCCCCGGGAUUCCAGGUUGAAAUCGUGAUGAUAGACUACGAUGGUUCUACUCCAGCAAGGAGAAAACCUCAAGACAGCAGCAACAGAUCUGAGGGUAGAGCGGGAAAUGCUCCCCCCUCAAAUGACAGCGUAUCUGCUCCUCAGAAUCAAAGCAAGGUUUCUACUAACCAAGAAAACGAUGAUGUAUUUUCCGACAGUGAAGGAGAGGAAACCGGGUCUUCAAAGAGUAGACCCGCUCAAGCGGCCUCUGGAGCUGGGCCUCCGGCACAUCUCAACCAUGCCACCACCAUAGCUUUGACACAUGGGACUCCACAACUGUCACUUAGCAAGGAGACCACACAGAGUACUGCCUCCAAUGAAAUGAAAAUUGAUGGUGUGGGGAGAUUGGACUCUGAGGGGAUGAGCGAUAUCAAGGCCAUUGCUGCUGAUGCUUCUGUUUUUACUUUCGGGGAUGAUGACGAAGACUAUGAGAGUGAGUGAAGCGCUAGUGAGAGUCAUUUGGUGCUUAAAAGAGGGUAUUGGAACCACUCUGAACUGAAAGCCAACGGGGAAACAAAUGCCUUUUUUUAUUAUUUGUUCCUAGUUUCCUACCUUAAUGGUGAGAAAGUAAUUUUGUUAAUCAAUUGCUUUCGUUUUUGAAACUUGGUGUUCUUUAAUUAGGCACAGUUUUGACUAAGCUUUUACUCAUAAAGGGUAAAAGAGUUAUCCUUCUUAAGA
Diospyros lotus (date-plum) is the source of this 2499-nucleotide messenger RNA. RefSeq names its product phosphatidylinositol 3,4,5-trisphosphate 3-phosphatase and protein-tyrosine-phosphatase PTEN2A-like. The transcript is spliced from 14 exons. Gene Ontology annotation, molecular function: phosphatidylinositol-3,4,5-trisphosphate 3-phosphatase activity. Bases 451 to 2262 code for a protein of 603 amino acids. Gene Ontology annotation, biological process: dephosphorylation. The record is from RefSeq and is a predicted model, not a curated record. Gene Ontology annotation, cellular component: cytosol. NCBI's taxonomy places the organism in Eukaryota, Viridiplantae, Streptophyta, Magnoliopsida, Ericales, Ebenaceae.